UUCUAAGUUGAUGCUAGAGAAGUUGAUGCUAGAGAAGUUGAUGCGGGCCCCAUGACCGUCUGUAUAUUUAAGCACGCAUUCCCCAUGCUAGCUAGCGACCAGUCACAAGCUACACAGUCAAUUUAGAAGAAGAAGAAGAAGAAGAAGAAGAAAGAAAGAAAAACGAAGAGGAAAACCCCUACUUCUCUUCUUCAUCUUAGGUGUUACAAAUCUGCUUUAUAUCCUUUCAUAUCUUCAAACUUUUCUCAAUCCUAUGAGGCCUUUUCUAGCACUCUCUCUUCUGCUUUUGUGCCUUCUGCUUUCUCAUGAGGCUCAAGGGAUCCGCUUGGAUAAGAUGUUCAUGUCACUUGGGCAACAGAAACAACAUGAAGCAGCUGAUGGAAACUCUCUGAUAACAGAAAGGAUUCUCUGCAAAGAUGGGGAGCACUGUUCAGGAAAGAAUAGAAAACUUAUUAAUACAGCCACUUCUACUACCACCACCACCACCACCACCACAUCAAAGAAUCAUGAGAAGCAUGAAGAGAAAGAGAAUUUCAGUGUUAAUGGGAGGCCUACUGCUGAGCACCAUGAGAUUGGCAACGACCACUUUCCUGCAGACCUCAUAUCUGAGAUGGACUAUUCUCCAGCAAAGCGAAAACCUCCAAUACACAAUUGAGUGUUGGGAAUUUUUUAAAAAAGAAAAAAGAAAGAAGAAAAAGUAGAAGUAGAAGUAUUAGGAUAAUAAAAGGGGAUUAGAAGUUGGACAGCAUUACAGAAAUGCUGCAGUUUUUGAGGGUUAGGAUUGAUUAAUUUUGUACAUACAAUAUUUCUAUUUUUAUUGUUUAGUCUUUAAACUAUCAUGCGAUGAUUGAGUCAUAAUUAGGCACUUGGAGGGGAUUACAAGGCAUUGUAACAAUGAAAAGCCAAAAGAAAAAGAAAAAAAAAAUAGUAAUUAAUAAUAUCAGUUUAAUUAUAUGCA
This is a messenger RNA of Corylus avellana, 958 nucleotides long. RefSeq lists its product as uncharacterized. Lineage: Eukaryota; Viridiplantae; Streptophyta; Magnoliopsida; Fagales; Betulaceae. The record is from RefSeq and is a predicted model, not a curated record.